Scomber japonicus (chub mackerel) is the source of this 808-nucleotide messenger RNA. RefSeq names its product B-type lectin plumieribetin-like. The record is from RefSeq and is a predicted model, not a curated record. The transcript has 4 exons. Lineage: Eukaryota; Metazoa; Chordata; Actinopteri; Scombriformes; Scombridae. Bases 74 to 760 code for a protein of 228 amino acids.
CGUGGUGGUUUCAUCGGCCACAUCUGACUCAUGUUUCUCACUUUUCUGUCUCUCGUCUCUUUGUGUGUCAGAGAUGUCUGUAAAUAUUUCAGAGAGUGAAUGGAAAACAGCCCUGACCUCCAUCCUGGAGGAACUGGAAGAACAGCAAUACAAGAAGAUGCUGGGUUGUUCCUAUUUUCACAAAAUCCCCCAAAGUGUGAAGACUAGCAAGUCCAGAGAGGAGAUGCCUCAAACAAUCAUCCAGUACUUAGGAGUAGAUGAGUCCAUCUCUGCAACCAAUGAAGCAAUGCUGUUCAUUCCAAGGAUGGACUCUGCAGUCCAGAACAAGCUGCGUCCCUUUGUGAACAAACUGAGGAUCAAACAGGAAGAAGAGAGCAAAGAUCAACCGAUGAGCAGCAAAGCUGACACGGACCACAUCGUUACAUACCAGGAGCUGCGUAAAGGGGAUUUCCUCAUCAGUCAAAAUGGCAAAUACAAAGCUGUUUUCCAGCAAGACGGCAACUUUGUUAUUCUUGCUGACGGAGAUGACUCUCCCAUUUGGGCAACAGGAACAGCCGGUAAGAACGCGUUCAGGAUCACUGUGCAGCCGGACAACAACCUGGUCGUUUACACCGAACAAAACGAGCCGGUUUGGGCAUCCGACACCUGGCAGCACUUCUACGGGUACAGCAGAGCGAUGCGCCUCACUAUGACCAACGAGGGUAAACUGGUUCUUGACAAAGACGGAACGACUGUUUGGAGUGAUGGAAAAAAAUGGUAGUAAUGAGAGUUUCAGUCUGAAGUCAUGAUGUGAUAAGAAACAUGUGCU